Malassezia japonica is the source of this 2448-nucleotide messenger RNA. It is a transcript of the gene OCT1, whose product is annotated as mitochondrial intermediate peptidase. The coding region runs from base 1 to 2448 and encodes 815 amino acids. NCBI's taxonomy places the organism in Eukaryota, Fungi, Basidiomycota, Malasseziomycetes, Malasseziales, Malasseziaceae. The record is from RefSeq and is a predicted model, not a curated record. Gene Ontology annotation, biological process: peptide metabolic process. The transcript has 3 exons. Gene Ontology annotation, cellular component: mitochondrion. Gene Ontology annotation, molecular function: metalloendopeptidase activity.
AUGUUCCGACGCAGCGCCGCGGCAGCGCCGGGCCUCAGAUGCGCGAUACGCGGCUCGCGAUUCAGCACGCUGAGCGCCGCGCUGCAUCCCGCACGCGAUACACCGCGCUUCGCCAAGGUGAAGCGCUGGCGUCCCGAGCCGCGGCAGAUGCACGUCUCGCGCUCGGCCGCCGCGACGUCGCACGCGCUCGAGGUGGGCGUCGCACCGGCCGUCGAGAAGGACCACGAGAUGCUGCGUGACCUCCUCGACAAGCCGCGGCUCAAUACGACUCAGGACACGGCGGGGCUGCCGACCGGCCUGUUUAAAAUCGAAGCGCUUCGCGAGCCGGAAGCUUUCAUGACGCUGGCGCAAAAAACGCUCGUGCGUGCGCAGCUUCUUGUGCAGCGCAUCGCACGCGCGGGCGAGCCGGGCGCGCCGCGCGCCGAGCUCGCGCGCGUCGUCAACAACCUCGACCGCCUGAGCGACCUGCUCUGCGGCGUGAUCGAUAUGGCGGAACUCGUCCGCCACGCACACCCCGAGCCGGCGUGGGCCGAGGCGUCCAACGCGGCGUACGAGUACCUGUGCAACUUUAUGAACAUCCUCAACACACACACCGGCCUGUACUAUGCGCUGAAGCACGCCAUGGACGACCCCGAGAUCUGGAAGUCGCUCUCGGAAGAAGCGCAGGCAGUCGCAACGAUCUUUUUGCGCGACUUUGAAAAGUCGGGCAUCCACCUCCCGCCACAGGAGCGCGAGCGCUUCGUCGAGCUCAGCGAUGAGAUCCUCGUGCUGGGCCGCGCAUUCCUGCAGGGUAUCGCGUCGGGAAGCGGCGACGACGUGAGCGACUUUCCGAUCGACCUGCUCCAGGGCAUGGACGCCAACAUGCUCACGAUGCUGCGUGCACAGAGCGGAUUCAUGCGCGCCUCGGACACGAUCCCGGUCGUGCCGGGGUCCUGGGAACUGCACUGCAUCAGCAAGUACGCGCCAGACGAGCGCGCACGCCGCCUCGCCUACCUCAUUUCGUACACCGGCCGCCACGGGCCGGUCGAUGUGCUGGAGCGCCUCUUGCGCGCGCGCCACGAGCUGGCGGUGCUCACCGGCAAGGGCUCGUUUGCGGAAAUGACGCUCGUUGACAAGAUGGCGGGCACGCCGAGCAACGUGCGCAACUUUUUAAACAUCACCGCCGAGGCCCAGCGGCCCACCGCCCAGGCGCUGCUGGACGAGCUGCGUACGCUCAAGCGGGGCUCGGCAAGCGGGCCGCUGCCGACCUUUCAGGCGUGGGACCGCGAGUACUUCUCGGAAGAGUACGCCCAAAAGAACCGGCCGGACCACCUCCUGCCCUUGUCGCCCUACCUGUCGCUGGGCAGCGUGUUUACUGGCCUCUCGCGCCUGUUUUACCUGCUUUACGGCGUCCACUUCCGCGCCGCACCGGUGCAGCCGGGCGAGGUCUGGAGCCCGGACGUGCUGAAGCUCGAGGUGGUCGACGAGACGGAGGGCGGCGUGAUCGGCACGAUCUACUGCGACCUGUACACGCGUGCGGGUAAGCCGCCGAGCGCCGCGCACUACACAGUGCGCUGCUCGCGUCGUGUGGACGCCGACGAUGUCGAGAACGACAUGCGGUACGGCCACUCGGACGACCUGCCCCGGGACGUGGACCUCUCGAAUUUGCUGGACGUCGAAGGCGUCGCAUCGCCGGGCCGCGCGGGACGCUUCCAGCUCCCGGUCGUGGUGCUCAUGACCGACUUCCAGUGGCCCUCGGCAGCGCACGGCGGCGUGAGCCUCCUGCGCUGGCACGAGGUCGAGACGCUCUUUCACGAAAUGGGCCACGCUAUCCAUUCCAUGAUCGGGCGCACCGAGUUCCACAACGUCUCGGGCACGCGCUGUGCGACCGACUUUGUCGAACUCCCGUCGAUCCUGAUGGAGCACUUUCUGACCGAUCCUGCCGUGAUUGGCCUCACUGCACACCACCAAAAGACGGGCGCGCCGCUGCCGUACCGGCAGCUUGAGGCCCAUCUGCAGACGCAGCGCAAGCUCGAUGCACUCGACGCGCAGCAGCAGAUCCUCCUCGCGCAGCUCGACCAGGCCUACCACGCCGAAGCUGCCGGCACGCCGGGCUUCUCGACCACGGCCGAGAUGCAGGCGGUGCAAAACCAGAUUGGCCUCUUUCCGUUCGUGCAGGACUCGACAUGGCAGGGGCAGUUUGGUCACCUGUUUGGCUACGGCGCAACGUACUACAGCUACCUGUUCGACCGCGCAAUCGCGGCGCGCGUCUGGAACAAGGUCUUCCAGCAGAAUCCGCUCUCACGUGAGGCGGGCGAGACGUUUAAAAAGGACGUCCUGCAGCACGGCGGCGGAAAGAAUCCCUGGUCGAUGCUCUCCACCGUCCUGCGCGACGACCAAAUCGCAGCGGGCGAUUUGCAUGCUAUGCAGACCAUCGGCCGCUGGGGAUUGGGCCAUUCUUCGGCGUAA